This is a messenger RNA of Orbilia oligospora ATCC 24927, 2895 nucleotides long. RefSeq lists its product as uncharacterized. NCBI's taxonomy places the organism in Eukaryota, Fungi, Ascomycota, Orbiliomycetes, Orbiliales, Orbiliaceae. The coding region runs from base 1 to 2895 and encodes 964 amino acids. The transcript has 5 exons. The record is from RefSeq and is a predicted model, not a curated record.
AUGAUGGCGGUUUCGUUCAACGCACUGUCCCUCGCUAUUAUCCUGCUGUUCUCCUUGGUGUCGGCGACGAAUCCCAAAACGACAACGAUAACUCAGACGCAGACGCAGACCAGCACUAUCACGACAUGUCCGGCUCCUGAGUACCCCGUGACAGAAACUGUCACUGUUAGCUUAACUUGCCCCACCCCGGAAACUGUUACCGCCACGACCACAGAAACUGGCUAUGGCGAAGUUACAGUUACGGAAACUUGCUAUAUUACUGUUACUGAGACUCCAGAUGUAUCUACAAUCACGGAGACCGGUGCUGUUACUAUUGUCACGGAAACUCUGACUGGCGAUGUCACAACUAUUACCGGCGACGGCGUGACAGUCACGGAAACUCUGACUGGCGAUGUCACGACCAUUACCGGCGACGGCGUGACGGUCACGGAAACUCUCACAGGAGACGUAACUACGAUUACUGAAGCCGGCCCGUCGCCAGUGACCUUGACACAAACAUUAACUGCGUCGACGGUAACGGUUACUGAGGGAGGAUACCCGGUAACAACGACAGUUACACACACUUCAGUAUCUAUCUCGACAAAGUGGAAGGUUAAGUGGAAGACAACGACGUCGACAAAGACACAGACGGCGACAGAAACUCUGACGAAUACCGCCACUGAGACUCAGACAAAUACUGAGACUCAGACGAAUACAGAGACCCAGACGGAUACAGAGACUCAAACCCAGACGGAUACUCUCACUCAGACGGAUACUCUCACUCAGACGGAUACUCUCACUCAGACGGAUAUUCUGACGAAUACGCUGACCGACACACUGACUGACACUUUGACGAACACUCUGACCGACACUCUGACUAAUACACAGACUGAUACUGCCACCGAGACUCAAGUCGAAACCCAAGUCGAAACCCAGGUCGAAACCCUGGUCGAGACUCUGACUGAAGAGGUUUUGAUAACAGAGACCCGUACAAGCCUUAUCACGGAAACGACCGAAGUCCCCAGUCCUUAUCCAGUGACAGAAACAAUCCUCAGGACAGAUGUUAUCACUUCGACGGUUGUGUCUUCGUUUACUACCAUUGUCCCGACGACAAUUAUCUCUUCGUUCACUACAACUCUCGAUGCAGAAACAAUCGUAGUCACGACGACGUUGACCAGCUUCGUCCCAGUUCUAACUACUACGACUAUUCCGAUCACCCGUACGACUACUCGGCUCGUCACUGUUCGGACGACUUCAGUUCGGACUGUGUUGGUCACAACUGUCCGCACCUUGCCGCCAAUCAUUCGAACCGAGACCCACACGCUGCCGGGCAAUACCAUCAUUCGCACGCUGCCAGGCAAUACAAUUGUCCGUCCGCCAACGACACGCACCGUCACUGCCACGGUUGUUCAGACUGUGACAAACACUAUCUAUACCAGGAUAUGCGAGGCGAGGUACCCGGCAAAGGGAGACAUUAACGCCUACGACUUCCCACGCAAUUAUACUUGGGGCUGUCCGCCAGGAUAUGUUUGCGCACCCAAGGUCCAGCAAAGACCCGGUCGUGGUGCAUGUCCGAAUGAGCCUCCACCGAUCGAUAUCUAUGCAUGCCGACCGGACGAGUGUGUCAAAGCCCCUCCUCUCGCCGACCCUCAGAAGCACUGCUGGCGGCCUGCUGGAUGCUCGUACAAGCUCUGCACUUACAAAUACAAUAAUUAUCCGUACUAUAAUUUGGAUCCUAGGAGAUGGGCUCUUAACUUUUCGUCCGACGGAUAUACCCUCAUUGAUAAUGACCCUACGGGCUACAGGUACUAUAAACGGCAAGCCCAGGCUUUAUUGGCACAGGCAUCGACCGAUCUAGCCGUUCCCGUCCAACCCUGUUACGAUGAAUGUAACAACGCUAUGUUAGAGGCCCAACGGACUGGUAAAGUUCCAGCUAUUUGCGAACUUGACUCGGCGUUUAACUUCAAGCUUCAGCAAUGUAGCACUUGCAUGUCGAGGCUUGAUAUUACAAACACGCAGUUUCCUCAGCUCGUUUAUCCCGACGUUGCACAAUGGGUCUCUUAUUGCGAGGGGCUCCUGCCAGCGCCGCUUAUGCAGACUACUCCGGUGAGGAAAGGGGAAGAUAGCACGCAGACCACAUCGUCUGCCGAUAGCGUCAUCUCGAAAGAAACCGAGACCGUCACUCUGACACCUGAACCUACGACGGUUACGGCCACUGCGGAACCCGUGACUACCUCUGGUGACGAUACCAGCGAGCCUCCAAGCACCACCGCUCCUGAGCCAACGACCACCCCAGAACCGACAACCACCCCAGAACCGACAACCACCCCAGAACCGACAACCACCCCAGAACCAACAACAACUCCGGAACCAACGACCACCCCUGAGCCAACCACUAAUCCGGAGACAACUACAGCUGAACCCACCACUAGUGAAGAAGAUUCCACCACGCCUGCCCCUACGACAGAACCAACUGGAGAGACAACAACAUCUAGCACUGACUCCCCAGCGACAACGACAACAGACGAUUCCAACCCCACAACAACGGAAUCUAGUUCAGGCGAACCGACAGGAACAGAUACUGCGACAAGUGACACGGCCAACCCAACGUCUACAGAAACCGACGAGCCGACAGGUACAUCUUCAACUGCUGGUGAGACUUCAACUGGCGGGGGCAACGGUGGGGAUGACACCACUACCACUUCUUCUCCACCCUCCACCUUGACUUCUACGAGCUCUUCUACGUCUUCAUCAAUCUGGAUUCCAAGCAUCUCUGGGGUCACCCGGCCAGACUUCACUGGCUCUCCAACCAUCACUGGGCCCCCAGCUGCCACAGGAAGCGCCAGCACCAUGAGCCCACCAUUCAUGACAGUCAUCAUGCUUGUUCUCGGGUCUUUGCUCAUGAUGUUUUUGUAG